UGUGUUGCUUUUUUUUUUCUUCUAACUGCUUGGCAGUCGUGCUUCAACUUGUAAUUAUUAUGCAGCCACAGUGAGAAAACUGGGGGCAGACUUGACGGAAACUUCCAAAUAUAUAAUGCUACCCUAACUGCAACCCCCACGGAAUAUAAUGAUUCGGGUUACACAGUCCUUGAGAAUUGCCGCUACUGUAUGAAAGGCGCUAUAAACGCAACAUUUGCAGACAACACCAACAGAAGCCAAACUUGCUGCAUUUAAAUAGAUUUUUUAAUUAAAUGUCUGAAUUUGUUCCCCGAGUUUUAAAUAAGCGGCGUUAACCUCUUCGCGAUUUUUAAAGGGUACGAAAAUGGAAAAAAAAAAAGAAUCGCCUGAUUAAUCUGUCUGGGAGCGACGCCCCGUCAGGUAGCCCAAGGGCUUUGUGGUCCAGUAAAAGAACACAGCAAACAAGCAAAUGUGAAAACGAGUGCGCUUACUUGUCUCGGCAUGAGAACGCAGGAGUCGUAAAGUGCGGCUUGUCACAAAACUUAACUGAAACCGUCCUCUCGCCGCAAAAGACGAACCUGAAACAUUGCGAGAUCUUUUAUCGUGGUUAUGAGGCUUUAAAGACUGAGGAGAGCUAUUGUGAUCUCGAUCGGAUUCGUAAUGACUACUCGCCACGCAUGUGGCACACUUAAAUAUAGUCCGUGAUCAAUAGGAAGAUAAUAGAGGCAUGUGGUGGCUCUUGGAGAAGUCCCAGAUGGCACAGUAGUGACCGUGAUGGCUGGCAAUGAUGAGAAUUAUUCUGCUGAGCUACGGAAUGCUUCUGCUGUUAUGAAGAACCAGGUCGCCAGAUUUAAUGACUUACGAUUUGUGGGCAGGAGUGGACGAGGGAAGAGCUUCACUCUGACAAUCACAGUCUUCACAAACCCACCGCAAGUGGCAACUUACCACCGAGCCAUUAAGGUUACAGUGGAUGGACCUCGAGAGCCCAGACGGCACAGACAGAAGCUCGACGACCAGCCGAAGCCUGGUUUGUUUUCCGAGCGCUUGAGCGAGCUGGAGCGUCUUCGACAGUCCACAAUGAGAGUCAGUGUUCAGACACAAAGCCCCCGCCCCUCCCUCAACUCAGCGCCGGCCCCCUUUAACCCACAGGGCCAAACCCAGAUAUCAGACCCCAGACAAGCCCCGUCAUCACCUACCUGGUCAUAUGACCAAACAUAUAGCCCCUAUCUGGGCCAGAUGACGUCUCCAUCCAUACAUUCCACUGCCCCUCUCUCCUCCACCCGCGCCACGGGGCUUCCUGCCAUCAGUGACGUGUCAAGACGCCUGCCAGGAGCAUCAGAGUUGAGCCCUUUCUCGGACCCCAGGCAGUUUGAGCGGCAGUUCCCUGGUCUGUCCUCUCUUACUGAGAGCAGAUUUUCCAGCCCCAGGAUGCACUACCCACCGGCCUUCACUUACACACCUACCCCGGUGACAUCGGGGAUGUCACUUGGCAUGUCAACCACCACUCAUUACCACACCUAUCUGCCACCUCCUUACCCAGGCUCUACCCAGAACCAAAGUGGACCCUUCCAGACCAGUAGCACCCCCUAUCUCUACUACGGUACAUCCUCUGGAUCCUACCAGUUCUCCAUGGUCCCGGGCGGCGACCGCUCCCCUUCCAGGAUGCUCCCGCCUUGCACUAGCGCUUCAACUGGCAGCUCCCUCAUCAACCCCAAUCUCCCGAAUCAGAACGACGGGGUGGACGCCGAUGGAAGUCACAGCAGCUCGCCGACUGUCCUGAACUCCAGUGGGAGGAUGGAUGAAUCCGUCUGGAGGCCGUACUGAAAAAGGAAAAAAGUGGGUCAACUCUUGGAGUCGACCACAUGAGAGACAGUCAGAAGAAGCAAUGAAGAGCAGCAACAUAUCAUUGAGAUUAUAGAGGAAUGGUUCGAAAAGCACAAAAAUUUCACGAAAAAUUCCUAAUGUUGCCAAAAGUGAGCGACCGCCUUAAUACGAUGCAAAAAAAGCCAAAGUGAGCAAUGGAAGUUAAUUUUGUAUUUAUCAGCAAUAAUUCCUAGUUUGGAAAAUACUUGUUUUUUUGUUUUUGUUUUUUCCGCCAGAAGAAAUGCCGGAAAUGUUUCAAAACUUUUGUCGGAAAUUCCCAGCAAUCCUCGUCGAGAUUAGGAUACGAGGACGGGGCUGUGGGCUCGCUUUGUGAGAGCAGAACCCAAAAGUUUCUGGACGAGAACGGAUUUCUGCUUCAUAAAUGCAGUUUGGUGGAGCACUUUUUUUUUAUAUAUAUAUAUUUUGUAUCUAAAUUUUAUGCUGCAAAUUUAGCACUGAUUGCCAGUCUUUUUGCUUGUUUUUAUAUGUAAUGGCAUUUUUUAAGGUACUAGUCGCACGUUUUUUUGUUUUUUUUGUCCUUAUUUUCUUAUUUGUGUGUAAGUUUUUUGUUCAAUUGAUAUUAUUUUGUUAUUUAAGUUGAAAUUUGGUACUUUAAGAAGGGUGAAGCCCCUUUCAAAGCCAUACGUAAUAUAAUGUAUUUGAUAAUGAGACUUGGAAUAUUUUGAAGCAUCUUCUUUAAAUGAAUAGCUUAUUUUCUUAUGUAAUUUAAAAUCUAUUUUUAUUGUUUGAAGACCCAAAGAAACUAUGAGUAGCACACCAGCGAUGCCUUAAGUUUCAACGUAUUUUUUAACCUAUUUAAGCAGGGAAGCAUUUGUCAGGGAGGAAGCCGGUCCUGUGUUCGCCCACUCGCUGUUAUAGACGGUUUGAUUCUUCCUUUUCCGAUCUCCACGACCCACCACUUUAAUUCGAUGAGCGCCUCUUUUAUGGCGAACACCAUCCCACGGCACUUUACAAGCACAUAUCUACCAUCGGUUAGCUGCUGUGAAGAUCUGCUACCCAGGGCCGGACCUUGGCCUACACAGCCGCACUUCCUAAAACUAUCACGAUGGUGCCUACAUUACAACACAAUAUUGGUUCAUUUAAUUUAUAACCGUGUCUGAAAUGACCGACAGUAUAUUUACGGUACAACUCUUUCUGUAUUUCUAUGUUUGUUGCUCUGCCAGGCAACGCAACUCCCUCAGGGUCACACGAGAGUCAAUGGCGGGGACCGAAGCAAUAAUAAAGCGGUUAGAGUUUGAUGUCUUAGCCACUAGGGGGCCACAUUACCUCCUUCUAUAAUGAAGACAAAAUAGAGACAUUCCGAGAAUUUAUUAUCCGAUAUGCUUGUCAGUGUACCGACAUUUGGAUCUGAGCAGUUGAUGCAAUUCUCCUAGGUUGUCAUAGGCAGUCAGUGAUGAGGAUUGGAUCAGUAAACUUCACAAUUCACCACUUUAUCUACUAGGUGGCCUCACUAGCCAGGACCUUUACAUGCCAAAGAAUGCCAAGAGGUUUUACUUUGAUUUGCUAAGCUAACGACGUUACCCAAGGAACCUACAAUCAGCACGGUACAACUGAUUCUAUAUUUCAACAACCAUCAGAAUCCCUCUCGAUCCUAAAGUCUGAACCGUUAACCUUGAGAUUUUCAGUUCGGCAACUUAGCUACUAGCUGUUAUGUCUGCCAAAGCAAAUGGAAAACGUUUAGAAUGAUGGAAGGGACGUAACUGGUCAUAACUGAGAAUCUGUGUCAGUCUUCUGUGGAUCUGAAUAUCAUGUCAUUUUCUAACCCACUUAGCCCAGAUCCGGGUCGCGGGGGUAUAGGACACAAGGCAGGAACAAACCGUAGACAUCACAGGGAUUCUAAACGCCAAACCAAAAAAUAAAACUUGAAGCCAGAAAAAGAGUCUAAAGUACUAACAGUGCACAAUUACAACCAUCACUCAGCAAAUUCUUUAGGUUUAUCCACAACCUCAGAUAACCGGAAAGUCCACUGUGCCAAUUUUUGUAUCCUUUCAUGGCAAGAUGUCAGCACCAUGCACCUCCAAGGGUUGUCGAAUAGCAAUGCCAUAACAACUGAUGCUCAAUAGGCCGACAAAAAAUUGACAACGAUUAGAAAACAAUUUCUAGUCAAAGAAAAAACGAUGCGAAAAUUGAGUUCUACGACUCCGGAAUUGCGAUAUAAAGUGUUACUGAGAGAGCCUAAGGAGAUGACAAAAUAAUUUUAAAAGAACCCAAAUUGUAAGUCUAGGGGGCCACAAUGCUCACUUCUGUAAUGAGGGUAGAAUGCCAAAAUGGAAACAUUCCACUUGUAUAAUGCCGAUAUCUCUAUUAAAUAUUACCACAAACCUUUUGUAAUUCUUACCCUGGAUUCGCACAGGAUAGGAUGUGACUGGGAAAAUUACACCGAUAGGCGUGCCUUCAAUGGUUACUCUGUGCUGUCAGCCUCAAAGCAGCCACACGAGUCGCAGCAACGUAUCGCUCCUCCGCUUAAAAUAGAAACGUAUCACGGCAGCAACCAGGGUGAGGAAGGGCCGCAGCUGGAGCAGGGCUCAAACUCUGUGUCUCAUCUCGCAUAACCGAAUCCAGUUUGAGCAAAUGAUGCCCAACCUCUUGGUUGAGGAGAACGUAUUUAAAUCUUCUUCUGUCAAGGAGUCUUUUAGAGACUGGACAAAAUGUCGAGAUUGCAUCAAAGACCUGAAAUGAAAGUAGAGGGACUACGUUAAGCACAACAACUGAAAUGAAGUGAACCCUUUGCUGUUUUUACGGAAAAUAAUGGAAUUUUACUGACGUGUCAGUUUGCAUGGGUCCAAUUUAACUAGGGUUUUUUUUUUUAGACUUUUUAUGUGUAAUCUUCAUGAAGAAGUGAAAAGAAACGGACAGGAGUGAUUUGGACGGGACUAAAAUAUGUUCGGUAAUAAUUACUUGACCCCACCUCCCGGUGUAAAACUAACUGUGUAAAGAUUACAAAGCCUUUUACUUUGUAUAAAAAGGCAGUAAUAAAAAUAACCCCAGGAAAAACAAGUUCAGGGGCAAAUGGACACGUCAGUAACAUUCUGUUAUUUGAGCGACUCAAAUGCAACUAAAAUUUCAGAGGUCCUCCGGUAAUAAUUAUGUUAUUAUUGGGGAAAAAGAACUGGCGGUACUCCUUGUUUUGGGUACUGAAUAACAGUGGGGUGGAGAUCCGAAGGUACGUAAAUAUGCACAAUUAUAUUUGAAUAUGGGGGAGGUCCCCCUUGGGGGUGUGAACAAAUGUAUCGAUGUUAUAGAUAAGGACUGCUAAUGUGGUCCGAGCUGACGUACAUUAACUACCGGCAUUUAUAAGGCAAGAAUGACAAAACGUCGGUACAGGGUACCCAUUUCAAGCACUGCCUUUAUCCCACCUCCCAGUGUAAAAACUAAUCCCUUCAGAAUAGGGUGAAAAAAUUACAGAGACCCUCCAUAAAUAAUGAACUUACCCCACCUUCUGGUGUAAAACUAAUCCUGUGCGAAUAGGACUGAAGUGAAGAGAGAAAGAAUAAUACGAAAUAAACCGUUCGUCUUAUAAUGUACAGUUCAGCUGUCAAGCAUUGUCAGUGUUGGGGUGUACCGGUAUCUGAAAAUCUCCAAAGAAACCCCAAUUUUAAAUCAAUUUUCAGUACCGAACGUAAACGACAGCUUUCCUCUCAAUGCCCCAUUACUCCCUUCCCUUGAUACUUGCCAUGUGCACUUCUUAGGACACGCCCCCAAACCCCUGAUUGCCUUGGAAGUGAUCGUGACUUUAAGUGCUCCACCCUCUUAUUGGUGAAGUCCCCCUUAUCGGAAAUUCACAUGGAACUAGAAACCCCCUCGCCUAUUUCUUUGACGCGAUUGGGACCUCUCAGGGGAUCCUCUAACUCCACCCUUAUUGCUUUAACAAGAUCGGAACAUUCACGGCUUCAAUAGGGUAGUGGUGUCUAGUGCGGUGCAAUGGCACGGCACACCGGGGAGGAUGGAGUAAGACAUGGGAUAUUGGAGUUAACCAGUAUUUGGAGUGUAUCAAUACCGUGUCACACAAACGACCAUAAGACGCUGAGGUGGUUUGGGGCAGCCACCCGUAUAAUUUUUCCUGGCUGCAAAAUUGAGUCUAAAGAACAGACAUGUUCACACA
Molecule: messenger RNA, 5965 nt
Organism: Polypterus senegalus (gray bichir)
Lineage: Eukaryota; Metazoa; Chordata; Cladistia; Polypteriformes; Polypteridae
Gene: runx2a
Product: RUNX family transcription factor 2a
Exons: 6
Coding region: 754-1803 (349 amino acids)
Biological process (GO): hemopoiesis; regulation of transcription by RNA polymerase II; neuron differentiation
Cellular component (GO): nucleus
Molecular function (GO): DNA-binding transcription factor activity, RNA polymerase II-specific; RNA polymerase II cis-regulatory region sequence-specific DNA binding; ATP binding
Source: RefSeq, a predicted model, not a curated record